Molecule: messenger RNA, 3053 nt
Organism: Calliphora vicina (urban bluebottle blowfly)
Lineage: Eukaryota; Metazoa; Arthropoda; Insecta; Diptera; Calliphoridae
Gene: Hr78
Product: Hormone-receptor-like in 78
Exons: 4
Coding region: 721-2730 (669 amino acids)
Biological process (GO): cell differentiation; anatomical structure development; regulation of transcription by RNA polymerase II
Molecular function (GO): nuclear receptor activity; zinc ion binding; RNA polymerase II cis-regulatory region sequence-specific DNA binding
Source: RefSeq, a predicted model, not a curated record
GAAAAAGAUUCUAACUUGUCGAUGUCGUAUUAAGAAAAAAUGUGCUGAUUUAAACAGUUUUUAAUGCUUAAAAGUGUUAAAAUAUAAUUAAAUGAGCAAAGAAUUAUUGAAUAUCAGAAAAAUAUUAUUAGCUGGUGAAAAGUAAACAAAAUUGUUACAAAAAUAAACAAAAACCCCGAUAAGGGGAUACUAAAGAAAAAAAAGCCACCAACAAAGUGAUUGACCUCGAGUUAAAAGCAGCAGAAAAUAAUAUAAGAAAAACAUACAGUACAACAAUAAAAAAAAAAAGAAUACCAACCAAGUGAAGCAACAAUUUCUAUGAUUGUGUGAGCUGGUGGUAUGUGUUUGUUUUUUUUAAUUUUUAUGGAGUACUGUGAGUGGCUGAACUAGAAAACAAGUGCUCGCCUUACUUGACUGCCUGCAUAGAGCAGAGCUUAUAGUGGCUGACGGACGGACGGACGUGCUCUGGCACAUCUUUAUGUUGAGGGGGGAAAAGAAAAAGGUCAAGAAUUUCAGUUAAUACAGCGACAAAACAGCGAGAUCCGUAUGUGUGCAUGCAUGUUUUGUUAAUUGUUCAACAAUUGAGCAGCACAGCACAUACAUAUUUGAAGAGAAACAACAAUUGCAAUAACAAAUUAGCCAGGUAAACCUGAAAAAGGUGAGCAGCAUUUGUGGCAGCAGGAGACGGAAGUUCGGGAGGGGGCUUAAAUAGCUCCGACAAUGGGCACAAGUAGUUUUCAAGCUGAAGAUAACAAAUUAUUUGUGAAUCUUAAUAUUCAGCCGACAAGUAGUGGAGGUGGUAUUGUUGGUGGCAGCAGUACCCCGUCAACGUCCAACAAUAUGAAUGUGGAAUUAUGUUUGGUAUGCGGAGAUCGUGCCUCGGGACGUCACUAUGGAGCCAUCAGUUGUGAAGGAUGCAAGGGGUUCUUCAAGCGUUCGAUACGCAAACAGUUGGGUUACCAGUGUCGCGGUGCAAUGAAUUGCGAGGUCACCAAACACCAUCGCAAUCGUUGCCAGUUUUGCAGAUUGCAAAAAUGUUUGGCCAGCGGCAUGAGAAGUGAUUCUGUACAACAUGAAAGGAAACCUAUUUUGGAUAAAAAGGACCCAAAUGCUGCCACAUCGGCGGGACAAACAACAGCACAGGCUCUAACUGUUGGUGGAGGGGGAGGAGUAGGAGGUAGUGGUGUGAAAUCAACAAAUGCUAGUCCACAAUUUCAACAACGAACGAAAUCUUCCUCAUCCUCAUCAAUAUUUAAUCACAACCUAAAUGCAGCAGCUGCAGCGGCAGCAGCUUCCAAUACUGCUGCUGCUUUUGCUUUGGAUACUAGUAAUUUAGCUGCUCCAGAAAUAUUUGGUUUAAAUUUUGCCGAACUAACACAAACAUUAAUACAACAAGCUCAACAGCAGCAGCAGCAGCAACAACAACAACAACAGCAGCAGCAGCAACAACAACAUCAGUUAACAAAUCAAGUUUCUACAAAUGCUGGCAAACAACCCCUGCAUUACUCACCUGAACCCAAACAUCUUUUGCCGGACAACGAUUUGGAUGAUGAUGAAGACGACAGCGACUGUAUUGACAUUGAUGGUUUACGCAACUUUGCCAAUGCCGCCUCCAACAAUAGCAGCAAUAAUAACCAGGAGGCCAUUGAUUAUGCCAUAACAAUGGGUUUGCGCAACUUUGCCAAAACGGUGAUAAACAAUAAUAAUCAAAAUAUUAAUUUUAACAUGGAUGCCUUGACGCCCAAUCCCACACCAGCUGUGGGCCUAAUACAAAACUCCUUAGAUAAACGGGUCAUUGAUAAGGCUUUGCAAAUGCUGCAUCCAAUUAAGCAGCAAUUAGAAACUCAAAUGGCCAAUGAAGACAAUGGCUUAAUAAUCAAAAAUGAACUAAACGAUGACGAUGAUAUGGGUGAAACUAGUGGCAAUGAAGAUGAGUUUAUAACAGACUGUAUGGAUUUGGAAGAGCAACAAAAUCAAAGAGACUUUGUCAUAAAUGAGUCUAUAUUUGAGAAUGACUUAAUAUCUCCCAGCUAUGCGAGUUUUAAUUUACAAACACCCAAUUUGGUGUCGUCCUAUUUCAAUGUCCAUUAUGUUUGCGAGUCCGGUUCACGCAUUAUAUUCUUGACUGUGAUGUGGCUACGUAAAGUACAAGCAUUUGUGGAUUUGUCUCAACGCUCUCAAAUCAUUUUAUUGCGCAGUGCCUGGCCCUCUUUGCUGGCCCUUGCUGUGGCCCAGGUACGCAAACUGUCGCAAAGUACCAUUGUCAAUACCCUCAUUCAUAAUGUACGCCAACUGUCCGAUAUAGAAAAAAUCGAUCCACAAAGAAUCAAAAAACUAAGUGAACACAUAGCUCGUUUAAAUUCCUUUAUUCAAGCUAUUCAAGCCCUUGAACCUUCCGACAUGGAAUACGCUCUCCUACGUUUGGCCUGUCUCUUUAAUCCCCAUGCGUUUUUGAGACGCAAAGAACAGUCGGUGCGCGUUUACGUGCAACGUGUCCAGCAGUAUGUUCUAAGCAGUCUGCGCAAAUUGAUUGUAUCUCAAGAUUUACCCGCCUACGAAGCUGAGGAACGUUUUAAUAGUUUAGUUCUCAACCUGAUGCCGUUGAGUGCCUUUGAGUCAGACUCUAUUGAGGAUUUAUUCUUUUCAAAUCUAGUGGGGCAAGUGCAAAUUGACAAUAUGUUACCGUAUAUUUUAACACUGAGUAGCAGUGUGGGAAACUUUAAUUGUUAAGUUUAUUUUUAUUUUUUUUUAUUCUCCUAGAUCUAUAAUGUUGAUGUUUAUCGUUUAUCUUUUUUUUUUUCUUUUUGUAUCUUUUUACUAGACUGAUAAAUAAAUAUAUGACUAUAUAUUAUACAUAUUAUAUUGAGUAUAAAGUGUGUGCGUUAAGCACUUUAAAUAGUUAUAGAUUUUAUGUAUUUUGGUUGAACAUUUUUAAGAAAAUAUUCUUAUGUAUGUCAAUGAUUCUUUUAGUAUUAUAUAAAAGAAUCUUUAUGAUUUAUAUGUUAAAAUUUAAAUAAUAAAAAAAAAUAAAGAAUUUAAAAUAAAUGAAAGAA